Heterocephalus glaber (naked mole-rat) is the source of this 954-nucleotide messenger RNA. RefSeq names its product olfactory receptor 52M1-like. Lineage: Eukaryota; Metazoa; Chordata; Mammalia; Rodentia; Bathyergidae. Gene Ontology annotation, molecular function: G protein-coupled receptor activity; olfactory receptor activity. The record is from RefSeq and is a predicted model, not a curated record. Gene Ontology annotation, cellular component: plasma membrane. Gene Ontology annotation, biological process: G protein-coupled receptor signaling pathway.
AUGUUCAUCUCCAAUAAUGCCUGCUCUGUGCCCAGCUCUUUCUGGCUCACAGGUAUCCCAGGGCUAGAGUCCCUGCACCUCUGGCUCUCCAUCCCCUUUGGCUCCAUGUACCUGGUGGCUCUGGUGGGGAAUGUCACCAUCCUGGCAGUGGUAAAGAUGGAGCGCAGCCUGCACCAGCCCAUGUACUUCUUUCUAUGCAUGCUGGCUGUCACUGACUUGGUCCUAUCCACUUCUACUAUGCCCAAACUGCUGGCCAUCUUCUGGUUUGGUCCCCGCAACAUUAGUCUGGAUGCAUGCUUGGCCCAGAUGUUCUUCAUCCACUGCUUUGCUACUGUUGAGUCAGGCAUCUUUCUUGCCAUGGCAUUUGACCGCUAUGUGGCCAUCUGUGACCCAUUACACCAUACCUCCAUGCUCACCCAUGCAGUGGUGGGUCGUUUAGGGCUGGCUGCCCUUCUCAGGGGUGUAGUCUACAUAGGACCUCUGCCCCUGCUGAUUCGCCUGAGGCUUCCCCUUUACCGGGCCCAAGUCAUUCCCCAUUCCUACUGUGAGCACAUGGCUGUGGUCACCUUGGCAUGUGGUGAUACAAGGGUCAAUAACUUAUAUGGAAUGGGAAUUGGCUUCCUGGUUUUAAUCCUAGAUUCACUAACCAUCACUGCUACGUAUGUGAUGAUUUUCAGGGCUGUAUUGGGUUUGGCUACACAUGAUGCCAGGUUUAAAACCUUAGGUACUUGUGGUUCUCACAUCUGUGCCAUCCUUGUCUUCUAUAUCCCUAUUGCUGUUUCAUCUCUCACCCAUCGCUUUGGUCACCAUGUGCCUUCUCACAUCCAUAUUCUUUUGGCCAAUUUUUACCUCCUCAUCCCACCCAUCCUUAACCCAGUUGUCUAUGCUGUCUGUACCAAGCAGAUCCAAGAGAGACUUCUCCAUAUUCUUAAAGCAGGGACACAACCCAGGUGA